UUCACUCUGACGUCAGGCGCCUGCUGGCGUCAUUCGGGAAGCGACGGCGGUAGAAGCAAGAUGGCGCUGCUCUGGAGGCUGGCUGGGAGGAGCCGUCUGAGCUCUCCCCUCUCUCCCGGCGCCCUGCUCACCAGCCUCUCUCGGACGAGCUCCACGGCGCAGCAGGAGAUGGAUCGAUUCUGGCAGAAGAACCAGCGGCUGAACCGGCCCAUGUCGCCCCAUAUCAGCAUCUACAGGUGGUCAGUGCCCAUGGCCAUGUCAGUGAUGCAUCGUGGGACGGGGGCUGCCCUCAGUUCAGGGGUGUCUCUCUUCGCCCUGGCGGCCCUGCUGCUGCCCGGCGACUACCCCAGUUACCUGGAACUGGUGCGGAGCCUGCAGCUGGGCCCCGGGCUGAUCGGAGCCGCCAAGUUCGCCAUCGCCUUCCCGCUGGCCUACCACACCUGGAACGGAGUGAGGCACCUGGCCUGGGACACUGGCCGUGCACUGACGAUGCCGCAGGUGGAGAGUUCGGGGUACCUGGUCCUCACACUGACCCUGGCCACCUGCCUGACGCUGGCUGCGUUGUGAGGGGCAGCUGGAGGUGUGGGGGGUGGAGGGAUAAAGGGGAGGGGGGAGGUCUCGGGGUAA
Pristis pectinata (smalltooth sawfish) is the source of this 627-nucleotide messenger RNA. It is a transcript of the gene sdhc, whose product is annotated as succinate dehydrogenase complex, subunit C, integral membrane protein. Gene Ontology annotation, cellular component: membrane. Gene Ontology annotation, molecular function: electron transfer activity; succinate dehydrogenase activity. The record is from RefSeq and is a predicted model, not a curated record. Gene Ontology annotation, biological process: tricarboxylic acid cycle; mitochondrial electron transport, succinate to ubiquinone. The transcript has 6 exons. The coding region runs from base 61 to 567 and encodes 168 amino acids. Lineage: Eukaryota; Metazoa; Chordata; Chondrichthyes; Rhinopristiformes; Pristidae.